Messenger RNA from Zeugodacus cucurbitae (melon fly), 1009 nucleotides. RefSeq names its product mpv17-like protein 2. The transcript has a single exon. Gene Ontology annotation, biological process: mitochondrial ribosome assembly. Lineage: Eukaryota; Metazoa; Arthropoda; Insecta; Diptera; Tephritidae. Bases 155 to 880 code for a protein of 241 amino acids. The record is from RefSeq and is a predicted model, not a curated record. Gene Ontology annotation, cellular component: membrane; cytoplasm.
AUACCAUUUUGACAAUCAGCUGUUAAGUAAUCGAAAUGUGUGUGUGGGUGGGUGAAUGGAUUGUGUAAAAUCUUAUGACGAAAAUGUAAUAAAUUAGAUAUAGAAUUGUUUAAAACUCUACUUCCUGAUUUACGUAAAAACCGGAACAAGUGCGAUGUUUGCCCGCUUAGCAUAUAGACGACCGCUGGUGUUGAUAACACAAAAAUGUCUACUCGACGUAAGCCCAAGCUCAAGGAAAUUACCACAACUAUGCAGGCAACGACUUGCGCCAUUCCAGAUACGUGAAUUCUAUCAAAAACGUAGUGAAAGUUCUACUGAUGCUACGCUAACUCGAAAUAUUUGGAAUAAAAUUUUCGGAAAAUAUUUGUUAGCUACCAAUAUUCUGAGUUCGGGUAUUUUGAUGGUAAUUGGAGAUUUGGUUGCACAAGAAAUCGAGUAUCGUCGACGUCGCAACGAAUUUGAUGAAUUUGAUAUCAAACAAGAUCGGUAUGACACAAAGCGGGUUUUCCGCAUGUUCGUGGUCGGAUGUUUGCAAGGACCGCUACACCAUUAUGUUUACAAGUGGAUGGACUAUGCGAUGCCAGUGGCUAACGUACGGAAUACACUACGGAAAAUUCUCAUUGACCAAAUAUUUAUGUCACCAGCUUGCAUUUUGAUAUUUUUCUAUUCUGCUUGCUAUCUCGAGCAGAGGUCUGUGCAGGACACAAAUAAGGAGUUGUGUGAUAAAUUUCCAAUAAUUUAUCUAAUGGAUUGGGCUAUGUGGCCCGCAGCACAGUAUAUAAACUUUAGAUAUUUGGAUACAAAAUAUCGUGUUAUGUUCGUAAAUGUUUGCACAGCUGUUUACAAUAUAUUCCUUUCAUAUAUGAAGCAUGAUUAUUGAGGGAAAUAUUUUCUAGUAUUCCUUGUAACACACAUUGUGAUGUCGUACCUAAUACUAAAUAUUAUUUAUAAAUAAACAAAUGUGUAAAUUGUUAGAGGCUAUAACAGAAUUAAAUGUCGAUAUUGUUGU